ACACAACUUUUUUUCCUUAGUCCGUAUACUUUCUGCUGUCACCAGCAUAACAGAAAAGACGAAUGGCUUUUGUUUUAAACUGAGGGCACUUUUACAAAAGUCAUCUUUCCAUUUAUUUUUCUUUCAAAAAAAGGAUUUGGGUUUUGAGCUUUUUUUAAAAAAAGACAAACACUUUCCUUGCCUAUUUGACUUUGAGAAAUAAUUUAAGUCAAAGAAUCUGCUCUAUGCUAACCAAGAGGUAGAGCACAGCAAAGAUCUGCCAGCCCCAGACCUCUACAUAGUGGCCUGGAAAUUCAAGUAUUCUUAUUGGUGGAGGCCAUUUAUUUCUGGUUAGAAGCUGUCUAAACCUCCUACUCCUCAACUCAAAGGAAAACACAGAGCAUACCAUGGCCAAGAAAGUUGCAGUGAUUGGAGCUGGUGUGAGUGGCCUCUCCUCCAUCAAAUGCUGUGUGGAUGAGGACCUGGAGCCCACCUGCUUUGAGAGAAGUGAUGACAUUGGGGGAUUAUGGAAGUUUACUGAAUCUUCCACAGAUGGGAUGACCAGGGUCUAUAAGUCAUUAGUGACAAAUGUCUGUAAGGAAAUGUCAUGUUACAGUGACUUCCCUUUCCACGAAGAUUAUCCUAAUUUCAUGAACCAUGAAAAAUUUUGGGACUAUCUCCAAGAAUUUGCGGAGCACUUUGACCUCCUGAAAUAUAUUCAGUUUAAGACCACUGUGUGCAGCAUAACGAAGCGUCCAGACUUCUCCGAAACUGGUCAGUGGGAUGUUGUCACAGAGACAGAGGGCAAGCAAAAUAGAGCUGUCUUUGAUGCUGUUAUGGUUUGCACUGGACAUUUCCUGAAUCCCCAUUUACCUUUGGAAGCCUUUCCUGGAAUUCAUAAGUUUAAAGGUCAGAUCCUGCAUAGUCAAGAGUACAAGAUCCCAGAAGGCUUUCAGGGCAAGCGCGUCUUGGUGAUCGGUCUUGGGAACACUGGAGGAGACAUUGCUGUGGAACUCAGUCGAACAGCAGCUCAGGUACUUCUCAGUACUAGAACUGGUACCUGGGUUCUUGGGCGCUCUUCAGAUUGGGGCUAUCCUUAUAAUAUGAUGGUUACAAGAAGAUGCUGUAGUUUUAUUGCACAACUUCUGCCUUCACGUUUUCUAAACUGGAUUCAAGAAAGGAAGUUGAAUAAGAAAUUUAAUCAUGAGGAUUAUGGAUUAAGUAUUACCAAAGGGAAAAAAGCAAAAUUCAUUGUGAAUGAUGAGCUGCCAAACUGUAUCCUCUGUGGGGCAAUCACUAUGAAAACCAGCGUGAUGGAAUUUACAGAAACCUCUGCUGUCUUUGAAGAUGGGACACUGGAAGAAAACAUUGAUGUUGUGAUCUUCACUACAGGAUAUACAUUUUCUUUUCCAUUUUUUGAAGAACCUCUUAAAAGCCUCUGUACAAAGAAGAUAUUUCUAUACAAGCAUGUCUUUCCCGUAAACCUAGAGAGAGCGACAUUAGCCAUCAUCGGCCUUAUCAGCCUUAAAGGAUCCAUCUUAUCAGGCACAGAGCUCCAAGCACGAUGGGUCACAAGAGUAUUCAAAGGACUCUGUAAGAUACCUCCAUCCCAAAAAUUGAUGAUGGAGGCUACUGAAAAGGAACAGCUCAUUAAAAGGGGAGUGUUUAAAGACACCAGCAAAGACAAAUUCGACUACAUUGCCUACAUGGAUGAUAUCGCUGCCUGCAUAGGCACAAAGCCCAGCAUCCCACUUCUGUUCCUCAAGGAUCCCAGACUAGCUUGGGAGGUUUUCUUUGGACCAUGUACUCCUUAUCAGUACCGCCUCGUGGGCCCUGGAAAAUGGGAUGGAGCCAGAAAUGCCAUCCUGACCCAGUGGGACAGAACAUUGAAACCUUUAAAAACUCGAAUUGUCCCUGAUUCCUCCAAGCCUGCCUCCAUGUCACAUUAUUUAAAAGCCUGGGGGGCACCUGUCCUACUGGCCUCUUUUCUACUUAUCUGUAAAUCUUCACUUUUCUUGAAAUUGGUGAGAGAUAAACUACAGGACAGAAUGUCCCCUUACCUAGUAAGUCUUUGGCGAGGAUGAACCUGAUUGUUACGAGGGUUGCACCAAGUCAUGCUAAUUCUAUCUCCAAGUAUCUUGUGCAUCCCUCCUCUGCUCUCCAUCAUAACUGCUAUAAGCCAAAUUCAGGCCUAGUCAUCUCUUCUCUGAAUUAUUGUAUUGUCUUCUUCCUUGUUUUCAGUACUCUCUUUCUUGCCACCCUUUCCAAUGCAUUUUCUACUCUGCUACCUCAGUGAUUAUUCUAAAAUAAAUAUCUUUGAUAUGGUUUAA
Messenger RNA from Nomascus leucogenys (northern white-cheeked gibbon), 2309 nucleotides. RefSeq names its product flavin containing dimethylaniline monoxygenase 4 (gene FMO4). Gene Ontology annotation, molecular function: N,N-dimethylaniline monooxygenase activity; NADP binding; flavin adenine dinucleotide binding. The record is from RefSeq and is a predicted model, not a curated record. Lineage: Eukaryota; Metazoa; Chordata; Mammalia; Primates; Hylobatidae.